Messenger RNA from Camellia sinensis, 3201 nucleotides. RefSeq names its product glutamate receptor 3.3. Lineage: Eukaryota; Viridiplantae; Streptophyta; Magnoliopsida; Ericales; Theaceae. Gene Ontology annotation, cellular component: membrane. The record is from RefSeq and is a predicted model, not a curated record. Gene Ontology annotation, molecular function: ligand-gated monoatomic ion channel activity.
GAAAAAAACACAUUUGUCACUGUUUUCAAAUAAAUCACAAGUCCUACCAAACCGACGGUGAUGACUAUGAUGUUGAUGAAGUCUGCUGUGUUCAUCUUACCUUAUCUUCCUUUUCCAUUCUUCUUCUUCGGGGGUGCAAAGAUUGCGGUGCUAUUCAUCUAAAAUGAAUGUGGUUUGGAUUCUUUGGUUGUUGUUACUUGUUGAUUUUGGAUUCUGUGCAAAUGGGCUUAGUGGGAAUGUGACUUCAAGACCUGCUGUUGUGAAUAUUGGAGCUAUUUUCACUUUUGAGUCUACCAUUGGUAGAGUAGCCAAGAUUGCAAUUGAGGAGGCUCUGAAAGAUGUCAAUUCCAAUUCCAGUGUUCUUCCUGGAACCAAGCUUGUGGUACAGAUGCGAAAUUCCAAUUGCAGUGGCUUUCUUGGCAUGGUUGGAGCUUUGCAAUUUAUGGCGGCUGAUAUUGUUGCAAUUAUAGGCCCACAAUCUUCUGUAGUUGCUCAUAUUAUAUCAAAUGUUGCAAAUGAACUCCAAGUUCCUUUGCUGUCAUUUGCAGCUACAGACCCCACUUUAUCUUCUCUUCAAUUCCCCUUUUUUGUUAGGACAACACAAAGUGAUUUAUAUCAGAUGACCGCAGUAGCUGAGAUUGUUGAUUAUUAUAGUUGGAAGGAAGUAAUUGCUAUAUUCAUUGAUGAUGAUUAUGGAAGGAAUGGUGUGUCAGCAUUAGAUGAUGAAUUUGCAGCUAGGCGCUGUAAAAUAUCCUACAAGGCUGGAAUUCCCCCGGGAUCGGGAGUUAGUAGGGGUGACAUAAUGGAUAUUCUUGUUAAGGUUGCAUUAUUGGAGUCUCGAGUUAUUGUUCUUCAUGUUAAUCCUGAUUCAGGUUUCUUGGUUUUUUCCGUGGCUCACUAUCUUGGAAUGAUGGGAAAUGGGUUUGUUUGGAUAGCUACUGAUUGGCUUUCUUCUGUUUUAGAUUCCUCUUCACCCCUUCCCUCUGAGACCAUGGACACAUUGCAAGGAGUACUUGUUUUGCGUGCUCACACACCAGAUUCACUUAAAAAAAGAGCUUUCUUCUCUAGAUGGAACAAACUAACUGGUGGUUCUUUUAGGUUAAAUUCUUAUGGACUUUACGCUUAUGAUACUGUUUGGCUGGUUGCUCAUGCUAUUGAUUCAUUUUUCAAUCAGGGAGGGAUUAUUUCAUUUUCCAAUGAUUCUAGGUUACAUUCCGGCACAGGGAGUAAUCUUCACCUCAAUACAAUGAGAAUUUUUGAUGGAGGAGGACUCUUAUUGAAGAAUAUACUGCAGAGUAAUCUUGUGGGUUUGACAGGUACUAUCAAGUUUAAUUCUGACAGAACUCUCAUUCUUCCUUCAUAUGAUGUUAUUAAUGUGAUUGGGACUGGGUUCAGACGGAUUGGUUACUGGUCUAACUAUUCUGGUUUAUCAACUGUGCCUCCCGAGACACUAUACUCAAGCCCACCUAAUCGUUCGAGUGCAAACCAACGUCUAUAUAGUGUUAUUUGGCCUGGAGAAACUGUAAUAAAACCUCGCGGAUGGGUUUUUCCAAACAAUGGGAAGGAAUUGAGAAUUGGGGUUCCUAUUCGGGUGAGUUACCGGGAAUUUGUUUCACAAGUGCGAGGCACUAAUACUUUUAAAGGGUUCUGCAUAGAUGUAUUUACAGCUGCUGUAAACCUGUUACCAUAUGCUGUUCAAUAUCAAUUUAUUCCCUUUGGGGAUGGAAAGAAAAACCCAAGCUACACAGAGCUCGUGGAGUUGAUCACAACGGGUGUUUUUGAUGCCGCUGUUGGUGACAUUGCCAUUGUCACAAAUCGGACGAAGAUUGUAGAUUUCACACAACCAUAUGCUGCAUCUGGACUACUUGUAGUGGCCCCAUUUAAGAAGUUGAACACAGGUGCUUGGGCUUUCCUGCGGCCAUUUUCUCCACUGAUGUGGGGUGUUACUGCUUUGUCCUUUAUUCUUGUUGGAAUAGUUGUGUGGGUUUUGGAGCAUCGGAUAAAUGACGAGUUCAGAGGACCACCUAAGCAGCAAUUCAUAACUAUACUAUGGUUUAGCCUCUCAACCUGGUUUUUUGCGCACAGAGAGAACACGGUGAGCACCUUGGGGCGUGUAGUGUUAAUUAUAUGGCUCUUUGUGGUUCUGAUAAUCAACUCAAGUUACACUGCAAGUUUGACCUCAAUCCUAACAGUGCAACACCUAUCUUCUCCUAUUAAAGGUAUUCAAACCCUCAAAACAAGCGAUGAGCCUAUUGGAUAUCAAGUGGGCUCUUUUGCUGAGCAUUACUUGGUUGAGGAAAUUGGUAUACCUAAAUCUAGGCUUGUUGCCCUCGGAUCACCAGAGGAAUAUGCUACAGCACUUCAGAAUGGCCCUAAAAAAGGGGGUGUUGCUGCUGUGGUUGAUGAACAACCCUAUAUAGAUCUUUUCUUGUCAAGCCAGUGCAAAUUCAGGAUUGUUGGUCAAGAGUUCACCAAAGGCGGCUGGGGUUUUGCAUUUCCGCGGGACUCUCCUUUGGCUAUUGACAUGUCCUCUGCAAUUUUAACACUUUCUGAGAAUGGGGAUCUCCAACGGAUCCAUGACAAGUGGUUGACAAGAAGCGCUUGUAGCUUGGACAAUGCCGAGAUUGAAUCAGACCGCCUUCACCUGAAGAGUUUCUGGGGCCUUUAUCUUAUAUGUGGGAUUUCUUGCUUCAUUGCUCUUGUCAUAUAUUUCUUCCAGAUUAUGCGAAAGUUUUACCGUGCUGCGCACGCCGAACCAGUUUCAAAUGGUGAGGGCAGUUCACGCUCUAAGAGUAUUCAGAGACUAUUGUCAUUAAUUGAUGAGAAGCAAGACCAGUCAAAAAGGGACAAAAAGAGAAGAAAGAUGGAGAUAUCAUCACCCGAGAAGGAUAAAGAAAAUGAGUUGGAAAGGAAUCCGAAAAGGAGACCAAAUCAAUUAUUUACGGAGGGUGGUGACAUUAACUCAAGCAAUUGAAGUCACCGACUCACUUAUUAUUUCCAUUUCAACAUUUAAGACAUAAUUCUACUGAACAUUUAAGAGAUAAACUGUUUAUGUUUCUGAAAAUAGUUGUUUAUGGAGGAGCUUGUGGGAGCAGUUUUUUCAUUAGAGGACAGCAUGGAACUAACUUGACUAGUUUUCUCGAAGAAUAGAACUAAAUGCCAAUUGUACAACAAUUUUUAUUUAUUUCUUGUUUCUCUUUU